Photinus pyralis (common eastern firefly) is the source of this 903-nucleotide messenger RNA. RefSeq lists its product as uncharacterized. Lineage: Eukaryota; Metazoa; Arthropoda; Insecta; Coleoptera; Lampyridae. Bases 81 to 875 code for a protein of 264 amino acids. The record is from RefSeq and is a predicted model, not a curated record. The transcript has 2 exons.
CACAAAUUGAUUAAACACGUCGCACCUUACUUUUUAAAACACUUGUCAAUGUGAAAUUAAUCAAGUGCAGUAAGGAUCAAAUGGCGAAUAAGUGCCGAUACGAGAGAAGGAGAACUUUAGCGGAAAGACUGAACAAUUGGCGAGCUCGCAAUGAUUCUACGAAUGUAUCACUUUUGUUAAGCGGAGAUCACCUGAGCGAGCCGAAAAAGACUGAAAAAAGGUCUCCAUGUCAAACCUGCUACUGCCGCAAGUCUCCGGUGCUGUCCAAAUUUAAUUUGAGACCCAUCUCCGUCAGCGAGGGAUACAGCCAUUCGUCUCCCGCGGAACUUUCCCAGCGAACCUCGUCUGGACCCCGACCGGCGGCGGUGGCGCUGAGAACCGUCGAGGAGGCUCGCAGCGAGCUGAUCUCCCCUCGCAGGCGGACCGUGCGCUCAAACUCCCCCGAGCCUGCGCGACUUCAAAACCUGGAAACGUUCCGUAAGGACAACUACUUCGAGUGCCAUUCGAGCGCGAACAUCCACGACGUGCCGGUAGGCGAUCACAAGUGCGUCCACAAGUUCGUCUUAAACAAUCGGCUAAUACCCGAACCGCUCAACGCCGACCCGUUCGGCACCAGCCGAUGCGUUCGUUGCAACAAGCCGAUGCGGAUAAAGGCGGAGGAGGAACGGUCGAAGCCACUCACGCAGCGAGCGCGUCCGAGGAUCACUCCCAACGCGAUCAAUAUAGCCGGGGAGACGAACGUGACCGAAAUUCAAAUUCCCGCCAACUUCAACAAGCUUCUGGAGCUAUUCCAAGAGACCGCGACUAACAUUAGUAAAGUGAAGCCGACCAAUACGCUCGCUUUAAGACACCAGAAGGGAGUUGUUCUAAAUUAAGUUGCUUUAAAUGUACUCGAUUAAAUUA